GCGGGUGCGGGUGGGCGGCAGGCAGGCAGGCGGCAGCGUGUCCCUCCUCCCGCGUGCUCUGCCCUCCUCCUCCUUCCUCGCCCCCCGGGGGGACUAGGCCUAGGCUCGGCUGGACCUGGGCACGGCUGCCUGCUCGGCCCUCUGAAGGGGCAUUGCCCGGGCAUGGCCGCGGCGGGGUUGCGGCUUCUCGGAGCCGUGUGGCUCUCGGCGGCGCUGCUGCUGCGGCUGGGCGCCGCGGCGUCGGCGGCCGUGGCCGUCGUGGAUGGCCGGCGCGCCAUCGCGGCGACGGGGGAGGACUUCGUGUGCGCGACACUGGACUGGUGGCCGCCGGACAAGUGCGACUACGGCACCUGCGCCUGGGGCCGCGCCGGCCUGCUCAACCUGGAUCUCUCCAACAAGGUCUUGCUCAAUGCCGUCAGAGCGUUCUCGCCGCUGAAGCUCCGGCUGGGAGGCUCGCUGCAGGACAAGGUGUUGUACGGCACCGCCGACCUCCGGCAGCCGUGCACGCCGUUCGCCAAGAACGACUCGGAGAUGUUCGGCUUCACUCAGGGAUGCCUGCCCCUGCGCCGGUGGGACGAGCUCAACUCAUUCUUCCAGAAAUCCGGUGCCAAGAUUGUGUUCGGGCUGAACGCAAUGAAUGGUCGGGUCCAGUUGCCGGAUGGAUCUAUGGGAGGGCCAUGGGAUUACACCAAUGCAGCAUCGCUGAUUCAGUAUACUGCAUACAAGGGCUACCAUAUUCAUGGAUGGGAGCUUGGAAAUGAACUUAGUGGUAGUGGAGUUGGAACCCGAAUCGGAGCUGACCAGUAUGCAGCAGAUGUGAUCACCCUGAAAACAAUAGUCGACGACAUAUACCGAAGCAAUCCAUCCAAGUCGCUGGUACUUGCUCCUGGAGGAUUUUUCGACCCAGCCUGGUUUACAGAACUUAUCGUCAAAACCAAGCCAAAUCUAUUGAAUGUGAUCACCCACCACAUCUACAACUUAGGACCAGGAAGGGAUACAAAUCUGAUUGAAAAGAUCCUCAAUCCGUCGGUCCUCGACGGAAUGAUAAGCAUAUUCAGCAAUCUUCAGGGGAUACUGAAAUCCGCAGGGACAUCGACCGUCGCAUGGGUUGGGGAAGCUGGAGGGGCUUACAACAGCGGCCACCACCUUGUCACUGAUGCAUUUGUGUUCAGCUUCUGGUUUUUGGAUCAGCUUGGGAUGUCAGCGAAGUAUGACACAAAGAGCUACUGCAGACAGAGUUUGAUUGGCGGCAACUACGGCCUGCUGAACACCACAACAUUUCAACCGAACCCUGACUAUUACAGUGCUUUACUGUGGCAUCGCCUGAUGGGAACCAAAGUUCUAGCAACAACAUUCAAUGGUACCAACAAGAUCCGCGCUUACGCCCACUGCGCUAGAGAUUCGCCAGGAAUCACUCUACUGCUGAUCAACCUCAGUGGCAACACCAAGACUGAAGUCUCAGUGACAGCUCAUGCCGCCGCCGCCGCCGCCGCUGGUGCGCACAAGCACGUCGCAAGAACGGGCUACACCACGGCCCAGGUCUCAGUGACAAACCAAGCUGCCGGCGGCGGCGGCGGCGGCGGUGAGCACAAGCACGGCGCGAGGAGGCACGGCAGGAAUUUCGGGCACGCCCACACCCCCAGCUUCGCGGCGGUGGCCGACGGCGCCACGAGAGACGAGUACCACCUCACGCCCAAGGGCGGCGACCUGAGGAGCCAGGUGGUGCUGCUGAACGGCAAGGCCCUGGCCACCGGCGCGGACGGGAGCAUCCCCAGGCUGGAGGCGGUGAAGGUGGACGCGGCGCGGCCCAUCGCCGUGGCGCCCUACUCCAUCGUGUUCGCUCGGAUUUCACAUUUCCAUGCCCCGGCAUGUAGUUAGGACUUAGGAGUAGAUGGGGUAGAUCAUAAUAAUGGGGGUGGGUUUGGGGUGAUUGGUGAUGAUGGAUGGACAGCGAAGCUUUCCAUCUGGAAGAUGAAGUGAGAUGCAAGGCACUUGUCGAAAGAAAGGGAUGCAAUGCAAGGGUAUAAUUGUUUUCAUCUCUAUAUUCUUAGAAGAAAAUUGGUAAAGGUUGAAGGAAUUAUGAUGAUCAACAAUGUUAAAGGGGAAAGGCUAUUUUCCAGCGUCACCAGGUUCCUUGAUUGGAUGAAACAGAAUUAUAAAGGGCGGAAAAAAUGAAAAUGAGUUUAAGGGUAGUAUUAAGAAAUUUGUUAAGAGUUCCUAAGUACUUUAUAGAUUUUGCUUUUAUUGUCUAAUGUAAGAUCAUAAGGGCCUUCUUUUUAUCUCAUAAAAGAUCAUAAGUUGAUGUGCACAGAGGUGCAAAUUGGUGAUC
Molecule: messenger RNA, 2329 nt
Organism: Panicum virgatum (switchgrass)
Lineage: Eukaryota; Viridiplantae; Streptophyta; Magnoliopsida; Poales; Poaceae
Product: heparanase-like protein 3
Exons: 9
Coding region: 163-1878 (571 amino acids)
Cellular component (GO): plant-type cell wall; membrane
Molecular function (GO): beta-glucuronidase activity
Source: RefSeq, a predicted model, not a curated record